UCUGAGCUCUUCCCAACCACGAGCGGGAAGAGCCUUGUGAAUAUCCACACCUGACUGAUCAUGAAGACCCUGGUCCUUGUUUAUGGAAGAAGCGGAAUUUGGAAUUGCAGAGAGCUCAGGGACAAAAUUAACCAGCAGGUAAAAUGUCGGUUCCAGGACCUUACCAGGCGGCUCCCGGGCCUUCCUCGGUGCCCACUGCGCCCCCAUCCUAUGAAGAGACGGUGAGAGUUACCAAUUACAUGCCGACGCCUCCAGCCCCGGGGCCGGGACCGACCACGGGGCUCAUGACAGGCCCGGAUGGGAAAGGCGUGAACCCUCCUUUGUAUUACACCCAACCAAUGCCCGUCCUCAACCCCAGUGCCAACACAACAGUACAGACAGUCUUCGUGCAGCAGCCCGUGUCCUUUUUUGACCGCCCCAUCCAGAUGUGCUGUCCUUCCUGCAACAAGAUGAUCGUGACUAGGCUGUCCUACAGUGCUGGUGCCCUCACCUGGCUGUCCUGCGGGAGCCUGUGCCUCCUGGGGUGCAUCUUGGGCUGCUGCUUCAUCCCCUUCUGCGUGGAUGCCCUGCAGGACGUGGACCACUACUGUCCCAACUGCAAAGCCCUCCUGGGCACCUACAAGCGCUUGUAGAACAUGGCCAGGCCUGGAGGGAGCUGCGAGCUGCAGGAAGUUCCCUGAAUCUCCCCCAGCCCACCCCUGGGACAGGCUCAGCUCCAACGGUCCCAUCUCUCCACCUUCAUGUCUUCUUUUGGGGGGAAAAUAUCGCAAAAGUAACAAACCUCCUAACCCCAGAAAUUGCUGAUUGGAGAGAUGCACAGGAGAUGCAGAGACGUGGACCUUGAGUGUGGGUUCAAGGGUUUCCUGCCGACCCACGGCCCCAAAGCCACCAUGACUGUGACGCCGCCCCCUCUGAUAUCUUCCAGCGAUUUGCCUUCCGGCCUCAGUGGGCCCUUCUGUUGGUCUCAAACUAAGAAGCCACAGUUUGCCUUAUUUUUGAGACUGUUGUGCCUGGCCCUUGGCUGAAGCAGCCUGUAGCACCUGUCAUCCUGUCCUUCUCUUCCUGCCCCAUGACAAAAAUCUUGCCUUAGAGACUUUAUGGGUUUGCUCCUUAGAUUCUGUAAUUGCAAACUUUUUUGGCACUCAAGCUCAUUUUAAUUUCUUAAUGUUCUUUCAAGUGCAAGGAAGGGCCAUUAACACUCAUCAGACAUAGAUCCAUGAGGUCAUAAAUGCAAAAUCAAAGAAAAUUAGGGCUGGGUUUUAUCAUUGUUCUGCCUUUCCUUGUUUCCUUCAGAUCCUCAGCUCCACUUUAUAUGAAGGGAUUUUUUUUUUUUUUAAUGGUUAAUAGUAUUAACAGCUUUCCUGACCUCCUUUUGGUCUUGAACACAUUUGAACCUAAUUUGGGAAGGAGGGUUUUAUAGACUUGUUUUCUGUAACCAUAUGAUGGGGAUCAUUUUCCCAUUUGUUAAUGCACACUUUGUUUUUGCCUAGUUUGGGAGGGGGUCUUGUAUUGCCCAGACUGGCCUUGAAUUCCUGGACUCAAAGGAUCCCCUCUGCCUUGGCCUCUUGAGUAGCUGGGAUUUCACAUGCUUAUCACUGUGCCUGGCUCCCUUUUUUCUUUUUUAAACAAAAAUAAAUGGAUAAUUUUUUCAUUGCCUUUACAUGGGUUUACUGUGGUUCUUAACAGCCUCUCAAAGUGGGGUGCCUUUGGGCUCCCAGCAGAGCAAGGAGGGAAGCCUGGUCGGGCCCACCCAGGUGCUGAGAGUUUGGGGCACCAGAAGUGUCUUAAAGGAAUCUAAAGUCUGACUUGAUUUUUCAGAGCUAUUCUUUGUUAUAUAAGAGCAGCAUGAUUUCUGGGACUCAAGCUGCAGCCAGAGGUCUAGGUUGGUUGUUGUGCCACUUUGAAAUUGAGACAGAGCUGGGCUCACCUUUCUGGAGGCCCUGUUUUGAAACUCAGCUGGCACAGGGAACUCAUGAAUGAAUACUCAUGUAGAAAUCCAACCUAAAAACUUGGCCAAAAUUCUAUGUAUUGGUUGAAAUUUGUAACUGUUGAUUCAGCUUUGUUCACUGGUGUUUUGGAAAUGCCAGUAAUUAUUUCUGCAGUGAAUUAUGGAUACCAUAUAGUACUUUGGUGUUAUCUGCUUUUCAAAAAUAAAAGUCUUUGGUUCACUCGGUGAACUAUUUAUCAA
Heterocephalus glaber (naked mole-rat) is the source of this 2188-nucleotide messenger RNA. Lineage: Eukaryota; Metazoa; Chordata; Mammalia; Rodentia; Bathyergidae. The record is from RefSeq and is a predicted model, not a curated record.